Molecule: messenger RNA, 4117 nt
Organism: Lytechinus pictus (painted urchin)
Lineage: Eukaryota; Metazoa; Echinodermata; Echinoidea; Temnopleuroida; Toxopneustidae
Product: UDP-glucuronosyltransferase 2B18-like
Exons: 4
Coding region: 400-1968 (522 amino acids)
Molecular function (GO): UDP-glycosyltransferase activity
Source: RefSeq, a predicted model, not a curated record
AAUUAUGUUCGCAUUGAUGAAGAGGAUCAGUCGGCAGCUGCCUUGAAUAGGUCUUUAAACAUCGUGCAGCACAACAAAACAGAAGUCACGGAUUUUUAGAGCAAGCCAAUCACCCAAUGCUCCGAAUAUUCAAGUCAAAACUUUGGGAAGGGGUAUUUAGGAGCGUAAUUUCGAAGCGGAAUCACCAUACAACUUUAAAGGCUUUUCGAUCACUUCAUCAAUGUGAUCCUUUCCUCGAGCUCCUAUACAACUUGAUAUAAUUCCAGAUUGGUCAGACAUAAUGUUCUUCUCAAGGUGGGUCUGUCCGGGUUUUGGAUCCACUUGAACCAAUCUAUAGUUUUCAAUAUCCAUUCGGAUAUUAUUAAAGAUUAUGUUUCAGGUUCCUACUCAUAUUCUAGGAUGAUCCUUGGUUUCGUUGUCCUUGCCUUGGUACUACUUUCGUCAAGUCCUAUCAGAUGUGCCAACAUCCUCUUCUCCUGUGGAUCCAUAGAUGGAAGUCAUAUCUUUGCUGGUCUGAUCAUCGGGGAGCACCUUGUGUCUCGAGGUCAUAACGUGACAAUCCUGGUUACCAAUGCAUAUCUUCACCACACCAAAGACCCACACUACUCUAAAUUCUUCAACUACGAGGUCCUUCACCUGAAGCGCACACCUGAAGAGGUCGUAGAGACCAACCAGUGGGUAGCGUAUGCUGCCAACUCUGGCCAUCUGCUGUGGAAGCUGCUCACCGAGCCUCCUGAUGUUGCUGGCUGCUUACGCAGUGACUGCGAAGCGCUUCUGGAUGACGCAGAGCUCGUCCGAAGACUCAAUGACACACACUAUGACCUCUUCCUUCUAGAUAAUUUCUUCCCCUGUGGGUUCAUCUUAGCGGCCCUGUUGGAUGUCCAGGUAUCCAUGUUGGGACCCACCACCUGGGAUCCCGAGUUUGGGAAUCUCAUCGGUACGCCAUCUUAUCCAGGAACCAUUACCACCUUCCAGAUUGGAUUUCCAAGUUACAAGAUGACCUUCUUCCAAAGGGUCAUUAAUGUUCUUUGCAGUAAAGUUUUCGUCCCUUCCGUUAUAUUUUCUUCCGUUCUGAAUAGCUUCAUGCACGAGCGUGGCUUGCCUUACACAUUGGAACAGGUCUACGGCAGGGCUGAACUUUUCCUUGCGAACAUCGACUUUGCUUUUCUUGAACCUCUUCCGCUCAUGCCUAAUAUAAUUCCUGUUGGAGGUCUGUCCACGAAGCCAUCCAAGCCCCUUAGAAAUGAUUUGGAAGCUUUUGUGCAGAGUUCGGGUGAUGCAGGCAUCGUUGUCUUUUCUCUGGGAACCUACGUGACUCACAUGAAACGUGAACUCGUCGAAAUCUUUGCAGAGGCGUUUUCAAGAAUACCACAGAAAGUGAUAUGGCAGUUCAGAGGGACGCCGCCAGACACGGUCAAGAAAAGAUCGAAUAUUCUUACCCUAGAAUGGCUUCCUCAGAAUGAUCUUCUUGGUCAUAACAAGACUCGGGCCUUUGUAUAUCAGGGUGGAAACAACGGUCUUCAUGAGGCCCUUUACCACGCAGUACCCAUCAUCGUCGUCCCCUUCUUCGGUGAUCAGAACGAUGUCGCCGCCCGGAUCGUUGCCCGUGAAAUCGGCAUUGCAGUCGACUUCACCAAGAUGACCACGGCGUCGCUUACAGGACAUCUUAAGAGCAUCGUUCAAGAUAAAAAAUACAAAUUGGCUAUGCUGCGACUGUCCUCUAUUUACCACGACCGCCCUCAAAGGCCAUUAGAGCGAGCAGCCUUCUGGAUAGAACAUGUAACUAAGCAUGGAGGCGACUACAUGAAGUCACCCGUUAAUGACAUAUCCUGGUAUCAGUAUUACCUGUUGGAUGUGAUUUCAUUUCUUGCUGGAGUGUUUUCCAUGGUUCUAUUGGUGAUAUUCUGCAUAAUUCGUUGUGUAUGUAAAUUAUGGAAGAAGCCUUACGCGAAGCGCAGAGACGAGUGACCAUAUAGCUUUAUAUUCAUAAUAUAGAGGCAUCCCCUUCUCUUCAACAACAAUUAAACAAAAACACUCCUAAGACAAUUUGCAAUGUAACAAAUCCAAAUUAAUCAUUUUUUAUUAUGUUCAUUUCUCCCUCCUUACUUGUAAUGCGAUGAUGUUGUAAUGUUUUUUUUUCAACAUCCAAUACCUUUUUACGUCAUUUAGUCAAUGGUUAAAUCUUAAGUCAAGAAAAAAAAUCAAUCGCCUAUAAGACAAUACGUACACUUUCCAUGUUUGAUUCAUAUUGCUUUAUGACUUCCUAUAUGGAAAUAUUUUUUAUUAUCUGUAUUUCCUGUAUAUUAUAUUUUUUGUUUGUGGGCAGUCGACACAAAGCAGGCCAAUUUGCUCGAAUGGAACAACCCUGUCUUUUUAAAUAAAAGAUAAACAUGAUACUAAAAACCGAAUAAAACUUGAAUGAACGGCGUAAAAAUAGUUUGAUAUUUCUAAACUUUUUUUCAUCUUUCAUCGUCAUGGGAGAGUUAUGCAAUUUCUUUUGACAAUUUAUCAUUGCCAAGGGCCUUGAUCAUAAAUUUUUACCAAAUUCAGUCACAUAAGAUUCGUUUUUGUUUAAUUUUCUUAUUAAGUUUACAAUUUUAACAUCAAGACAAGCAGAACGAGGAUAUUCUGUAAAACCAGGUCAUAUUUAGCAUGAAUAGUGGUAAUUAUGUUUUGUAACAUAGGGCAACAUUCCCAACACCAAGAUAAGUAGGCCGAGGUUAUUUAAAGGAACCAAAAUUAAGAGAAUAUGAGAAAUGCACCUAAGAUGAAGUACGUGAGUUAUUUGAUUUACGUGAUUUAUUUUUAUCAAAAUUUAAAUUGGAAAUACCUUCCAGCCAGGAUUUCACUAAAAUUGUUAUGUUUCUAGAUCUAUUUUUCUGUGUCUCAUUUUUCUCGGCGUUUGAACAUAUUGUAUCAAAUCAGAUCGGCGGGAUCGCUGUAAGAAUGUCAUAUCUGCCACGUUCUUACACACGAACGAAGAUAUUUUUGUCCCAUAUACGAUAUAAUUUAGUUUUGUCAUAUGACGUACUGUUAGCCUUUAUCUGUAAUAAAUAUGUAAAUCUACCUUUACAAAAAGUAGCUUGAAACGCUAUUUUUACAAAUGUCAGUAGGCCUAGGAUAUCGAAUUGGGCCGUGUCGGGAAGAAAAAAAAAGUUGUUCAAGGCAUGUCAAACUCGAUUACUGUUGACUAAAAGUAGAAGUGUUGUGGCUCAGUGGGUAAGUCUCCGGACUUUCGUCCAUCAACAUUUCGUCUAACAACCAUUUGGUCCAAUCAUCACUUCAUCUAAUCGCUAAUUCGUCUAUAUGACAAGUUCGUCUCACAACUAGUUGGUCUAUAUAUCCGUUUUAUUUUCAUUCAUUAACAUUUGGUCUAAUUAGACCAAAUUGUAUAUUCCAGUAUAGCUCUACCCAUUUGAUUUAGUGCAGACCGUAAGAUUACCUCCCACCAUAGGCGGCGGAAGCGGGGAGGACGUGUCCCCCCUAAAUUUGAGGUAGGGGACGAUCCCCCCCCCCCCCCAAAUUUCUUGUUGAUGACCUUUUUUUUUGCUUGUCAAAAAGAUGUUGGUAGUCCCUCCCUGAAAUUUAGUGUGAAAACCUUUUUUUUAUUUUUUAUUUUGGCUUGUCAAUUUUGUUUCCUGCGUCCCCCUCAAAUUUUUGGCUUCCGCCGCCAAAGCCUUUCACAUAUUUUGUCGGAUGUGGUAUGCAUUAAAGGUCAAGUCCACCAUAGCAAAAUGCUGAUUUGAAUUAAUGCAAAAAAAAUCAAACAAACAUAAUGCUGAAGAAUUCAUCACUGAAUCGGAUGUAAGAUAAGAAAGUUAUAUGACAUUUAAAAGUUAUGCUUACAUUCACAAAACAGUUAUAUGCACAACUCAGUGACAUGCAAUGGGAAAGUCGGUGAUGUCCUUCACUCACUAUUUACUUUGUUUUUUAUUGUUAUAAUUAUGCAAUAUUUCAUUCUUUUACAGAUUUUACAAUUAGGACUAACUUGAUUCCGGGGCUUGACUGAACCAUGAAAUGUUAAAUCGAAGGUAAUUCCACAUGUUCAGGGAUGAAUAAAACUUUAUUUCACGUGACAAUGAGGAGAAAAUUAAAAAAAUCAUAUGAAAUGGUGAAA